Messenger RNA from Oxyura jamaicensis (ruddy duck), 8592 nucleotides. RefSeq names its product STE20 like kinase (gene SLK). Gene Ontology annotation, biological process: protein phosphorylation. The record is from RefSeq and is a predicted model, not a curated record. The transcript is spliced from 19 exons. NCBI's taxonomy places the organism in Eukaryota, Metazoa, Chordata, Aves, Anseriformes, Anatidae. Gene Ontology annotation, molecular function: ATP binding; protein binding; protein serine/threonine kinase activity. Bases 39 to 3803 code for a protein of 1254 amino acids.
GGCCCCGUGAGGGGGGUGUGUGAGGGGGGGGAGCCGCGAUGUCCUUCUUUAACUUUCGCAAGAUCUUCAAGCUGGGCGGCGAGAAGAAGAAGAAGCAGUACGAGCACGUCAAGAGGGACCUGAACCCCGAGGAGCUGUGGGAGAUCAUCGGCGAGCUGGGCGACGGCGCCUUCGGCAAGGUGUUCAAGGCUCAGAACAAAGAAACAAAAGUACUGGCUGCUGCAAAGGUGAUUGAUACUAAAUCAGAAGAAGAACUUGAAGAUUAUAUGGUUGAGAUUGAUAUUUUGGCAUCCUGUGAUCAUCCUAAUAUUGUUAAGCUCCUAGAUGCUUUCUACUAUGAAAACAAUCUGUGGAUCCUGAUCGAAUUUUGUGCAGGUGGAGCAGUAGAUGCAGUAAUGUUGGAGCUUGAAAGGCCAUUAACAGAGCCACAGAUCAAAGUGGUAUGCAGGCAGACACUGGAAGCAUUGAACUACUUGCAUGAAAACAAGAUCAUCCACAGAGAUCUAAAAGCUGGCAAUAUUCUUUUCACAUUAGAUGGAGACAUUAAACUAGCGGAUUUUGGAGUGUCAGCGAAAAACACAAGAACAAUACAAAGAAGAGAUUCUUUCAUUGGUACACCAUAUUGGAUGGCUCCAGAAGUAGUAAUGUGCGAGACAUCUAAAGACAGGCCUUACGAUUACAAGGCUGACAUUUGGUCUCUUGGCAUUACUUUAAUAGAAAUGGCUCAAAUAGAGCCACCUCAUCAUGAAUUAAAUCCUAUGCGAGUGCUCCUGAAAAUAGCAAAAUCUGAUCCACCUACAUUAGCACAGCCUUCAAAAUGGUCAUCAGAUUUUAAAGAUUUUCUGAAGAAAUGUUUGGAAAAGAAUGUAGAUGCAAGGUGGAGUGCAACUCAACUUCUACAGCAUCCGUUUGUUACUGUUACUUCCAAUAAACCAAUACGAGAAUUGAUUGCGGAGGCUAAGGCAGAAGUUACAGAAGAAGUUGAAGAUGGUAAAGAUGAGGAUGAAGAGGAGGAAACAGAAAAUUCUCUGCAGUUACCUGCAGACAAGCGUGCAUCAUCAGACCUUAGUAUUGCCAGCUCUGAAGAGGAUAAGCUUUCACAGAAUGCCUCUGUUCUGGAAUCUCUUUCUGAAAAAACAGAAAGUAAUGCAAUUGAGGAGAAAAACAGUACAAUAUUUCCAGAUGAUAAAACAAUUGGAGACGAAUCUGAGGGCAUUAACGUUAGGAACAUGGUUGAAAACAUCUCUGAUGUUACUGCUGAUGAUAUAAAAGUGCAGAAUGGUUCUGUGCCAACUGGUGAAGUUGAGCAAGGCAAACCAUUGCCAGCUGAAAAGAGUACAGAAAGUCUGGAAGAAGCGCGUGAAAAUACAGAACCUCAGGAAGGAGGGAAAGAACUUGAUGCAGUAACAAAACCAGAAGUAAAUGAACAGAACCAAAAAACAGAGCAAGAAAAUGACAUAGGAAACGUACAAACAGAGGAAGAUAAAGUUAAAAUAAUACCUACAGCUGCUAAUACGGUAGAAAUCAGAGAAGCCAUUUCUGAGGAAACUGGUGAAAAAGAAGAGGAAAACAGAAUAGAUCUCUCAGAAAGUAAGAAUGAAAAGGUCACUGCAGAUAAUACUAUAGAGCGAAAGGAAGAUGGAGAUCAGGAAGAAGCAAUGAUAGACACCACUACAGAAUCUGUACCUAGUGCUGAGGAUAAAGUGUCUGAUGAAGAAAAGGAACUAAUAAAGCAUGCGAAUGACAACAUUAAGGAGAUAGGUGGUACUGCUGAAACACAGAUCAUCGAGGGGUAUAAAAUACCCGAGAUGGUGGAUAAACCUGAGGAAAGUCAGGCUAAGCAGGUCCAUGAGAUAAUCAGCUCUGAAGAAACUCUAUCAGAAAGCCAAGAUAAAGUGAUCAAAGCAGAUGAGAAGCUGGCAGAAAGUGAAAAUGAGGAUAUUUGUCUAAUAAGUAGCAUGGAGGAAACAGAGAGCAAAGACUCUGGAAAAGAUGAUGAGGGCCAGCAGACAAUGCAGGCCAAGCCUGAGGCUAUUUCUGAUAAGGCGGUGGAUAAACUGACGGGGAUGGACCAAACAUCAGAGGAGCACAGACCUGAGAAUAUCCAGGAAGACAAUAUUCAGAGGGACAAAGAACAGUCGGCAGUAACUUCUGAUGAAAUAAUGAAGAGUAAGCUUCAAGAUGCUACCGAUGAACAAGCUGAUGACUCUGAAGUCACUGCAGUACCCAGUAUUAGUAUAAGCAAUGAAGAAAAUGAUCAAAAGGUCAAAAUGGAUAAUCAAGACAAUACUGAAACGUUGCAGCAGCUGGAAUCUGAGAAUCUGAAGGAAAAUGAUGCAGAUUCGGGCACGGGUUCUACGGCUGAUAACAGCAGCAUUGACUUGAAUUUGUCAAUUUCUAGUUUCCUUAGUAAAAACAAAGAGACGGGAUCAAUAUCUUUACAGGAAACUAGAAGACAGAAGAAAACUUUAAAGAAAACUAGGAAGUUUGUUGUUGAUGGAGUAGAAGUGAGUGUAACCACAUCAAAAAUAGUUACUGAAAAUGACUCAAAAAGUGAAGAGAUGAGAUUUCUACGGCGUCAAGAGCUAAGAGAGCUGAGACUUCUUCAGAAAGAGGAGCAGAGAGCCCAACAGCAGCUUAGUAACAAGCUCUUGCAACAGCGAGAACAGAUGUACAGACGUUUUGAACAGGAAAUGACAAGCAAAAAGCGACAAUAUGAUCAAGAAAUAGAAAAUCUGGAGAAGCAGCAGAAGCAGACAAUAGAGCGGUUAGAACAGGAACACACAAAUCGUUUACGAGAUGAAGCAAAACGCAUCAAAGCAGAACAGGAGAAAGAAUUGUCCAAAUUCCAGAACAUGCUGAAGAACAAAAAGAAGGAGGUUUUAUGUGAAGUGGAGAAAGCACCAAAAGAGCUGAGAAAAGAGCUCAUGAAACGCAAGAAAGAGGAGCUUGCACAAAGCCAGCAUGCUCAGGAGCAGGAAUUUGUGCAGAAGCAGCAACAAGAACUGGAUGCAUCUCUAAAGAAAAUAAUUCAGCAGCAGAAGACAGAACUAGCCACUAUUGAACGCGAUUGCCUCAACAACAAACAGCAGCUCAUGAGAGCUCGUGAAGCUGCAAUCUGGGAGCUGGAGGAACGACAUCUACAAGAGAAACACCAACUCCUCAAACAGCAGCUCAAGGAUCAGUACUUCAUGCAGAGGCACCAGCUGCUUAAGAGGCAUGAAAAAGAAACGGAACAAAUGCAGAGAUAUAAUCAACGCCUUAUUGAGGAGUUAAAGAACAAGCAAACUCAGGAAAGGGCCAGGCUGCCUAAAAUCCAGCGAAGUGAAGCAAAGACUCGAAUGGCUAUGUUUAAGAAAAGUUUAAGAAUCAAUUCGUUAGCCUCUCCAGACCAAGAUCGUGAAAAAAUUAAGCAGUUUGCAGUUCAAGAAGAAAAGAGGCAGAAAAACGAGAGACUGGCUCAGCAUCAGAAACAUGAAAAUCAAAUGCGGGACCUUCAGUUGCAGUGUGAAGCAAACAUCAGAGAACUGCAUCAGUUACAGAAUGAAAAAUGCCAUCUACUGGUUGAGCAUGAGACUCAGAAGCUAAAAGAGCUGGAUGAAGAGCACAGCCAAGAACUGAAGGAAUGGAGAGAGAAAUUGAGACCAAGAAAAAAGACACUGGAAGAAGAAUUUGCCAGAAAACUGCAAGAACAGGAAGUUUUCUUUAAAAUGACUGGAGAAUCUGAAUGCCUUAACCCUUCAACACAAAGCCGGAUUUCCAAAUUCUAUCCAAUCCCCAGCCUUCACUCCACUGGGUCAUAACUCUGGGAACUGCUGUAGGUUUUUCAUAUUUGGAGUUCUUCAUCCUCAUCGCCUAACCUGAUCUAAUCUGUGGAGUACAUCAUCAGACCUGGCACUUUUUGUUUUCGGUGGAGACAAUCAGUGUCACGAUCAUUCUUUUUUUACUACUUUGAAUGGAAGAGAAGAGAAAAGGAGUCGGUGUAUAAUGGUAAUGUGACGUCCUUCAGAUGUUUCAAGAAUGUUUUUUUAUCUCAGUCUCAAAAAGUAUGUUAUCUAUGGUUUUGACUUUAAGUAAACCUAAAAUAUGAAUUAUAAUCUUUCUCAUCACAAAAAAUGGUUUCUUAUGUGAACAUUUAAACUGUAUAAUAUAAGUUCUGCUACUGUGUUUUUAAGUGUGUCAUUUCUAUACAAGAGAAUUCCACAACUGAAACUGCCACAAGAGGUUUAAAAUGUUAGUGUUGAGCAGUGUCUUCAUAACGAGGACUGAAAUUAAUUGCUCAGAACAUGCCAAUAAUCAUGAAAAAUGAACCCUUGUGUUUAAAUAUGGUUGGUAACAGUAAAAAACUUUGCAACUUCUUUAAAAAAAAGAAACCUCUGGCAUAGAUUAAACUGAGCUGAUCUCCAUUGCAUAUUUUGUCCAUUAGUUCCAUAAUGAAAGGGGGUGCUAGUUUAAUUAAUACAGUGCCUGAAACACUUAGGUAUGCUAAUCCUGGCAACAGGGUAGUAUUUGUCACGUAUGAAACAAAAACAAAAUAAAACUCCUUUGCAUUGUCGUUACUGUACAAAACAGAAGAUUUCUUGCUGCUACUGCCAUUUUUGUUGUAAAUCCUCACCCUAAAAUAUUUUGCACUAAAAUAUGUAAAGGUGAAAGAAAUGCUAACUUUAAAAUGCACAGUUUGUUGUUUUCCUUAGCUAUUACAGGUGGUUAGUUCUACAAAUUGAAAAGCUGUAGAAUGUAUUUUUUAGAAAGCAUUGUGCGAGAUGCGCGUGGUCGCUCUAACUGUACCUGGAAUGGGUAGAGCCAUCCUUCUGUUCUUACCAAAGCCUGUUCACUGAAACUCCAUCGGAGAAGUGGAGGUGGGUGGUUGUAUUUAUGGAUAACCAUGGCAGAAGUCUGAUUUGGUUGGAAAUGUUAACUUGAUUUUUUUGUUUGUUUGUUUUGGUCAUUUUAUAGAAAGAUUUAAGUUAAAUAUAUAGACAGAAUACUUAAUGAAGCUGGUUUUUUGCUUUUGUGUUGCCACGUACUAACAUAGACGGUUUUUAUUUUUUAAGUUUGUAGAUGUAAAAUAAGUUAUUUACCUGACUGAUCUGCAGUGGAAAAAAUCUGAAAUGUUUCUCAUAGCUGGUGGGGAAGGAAAAGUGUAUUAGGUCACUUUGACUGCACUCCUUUUGAUGGUUCGAGUCAUAUCAAGACAGUAUUAUAAGCUGUACUUUGGUAUGCUGGCGUUAAAUUUGUAAAAUAGUAUUUGUUUUCUGUUAUUUGAGGCCUAAAUUUCUAGUCUCUUUGGGCAUCAACUGCAUCCGUUGGUUUUGUUUUGGUAGCUUGCAUUAAAUGUGAGACUGGUGAACAUUUACACGAUGUUCAUUUCAUGGGAACAGUAUUGAUGCAUGUGAAUGAACUCAGAAAUUAACAUAGGACUUUAAUCAGAUGUGGUUGAAAUCUUGGAUGCUGAAAUCCUUGGAUGUUGAAACUAUACCUUCUCAAUGAAGACAUUUAAAAUAUACAGCACAGUAAAAACAGUUGGAAAAUGCAUGUUUUAAUUUAAAUUUUGUAACUUUUUGGUAGCGUAAUUACUUUAAUAGCUAGCCUUAAUUUCUGGCAUUUAAUUAUAUAAAUGUGUAUUGCGUACCGUUGUAAAUUCACAUAUCAUUAUCUCUAGGAUGUUAUCUGUUGCUAAACACAAAGUUCUUUUGUUUAUUCAGUAGGGUGAAAAAAGACUCUGAAGGCCUUUCCUUUAAGUUCCACCAUCAUCAAUUGACUGUUACUAAAAUAACGUUAAGUAAUCUUCAUCUCUGUAUUUAAGAAUUUGUUUGCAAUUUUGUAUGGAGCAGGCUCAGUGAUUUAUUUGGAGAGUAAACAUGGCAGGCAGAUUUCCUCUUCUGGAUUAUCUCUGCCUUUAUCCACAUUAAAUUCUCAGAGCAAUGUUAAUCUUCUUACAUUUUCGGCAGUUUCAGUGAUAACUUGCUAAUAUAUAUUGGCAUAGUGGUUGCCUCUGUCUACAUCUGGUAAAUCUUUACUUUGAAGAUCCUUUUCACAGAAGCUCCUGCAGUCUGACCAUACUGUAAAUUGUACAAAUGCCUGAGUUGUGUGGUGAAGGGAGGGACUGAAUGUAGCAAUCGAAGCCUUAGCAAGUCCUUGGCCAUCUCUGGAGCUGUAGAGCACUGUUAAGCAGCUGCGGUCUUGUAACUGUGCUGAGAAUUGGUAUCUGGUGUGAAAAUCCACUUUUCUGGGCUAACAGGCACUAAUGUAGGUACUUACAUGUUUAGAUUGAAAGCCAGCAUUUUAUCAGCAUUGUGGAACAGGAAAGAGGAGGUGUAUGCUCUUAGAGCACUGUCAGAAAAUCCAAUUCAAAUAGAUUUAAUCUCGCAUUGGCCUGGAAGAGAUCUUCUGAGAUAUAAAAUCCAAUCUCUCUCCUAUCACGUGUCACAUAAUCCUUUUAAUAAUGGUGGAAGCUCUGUCUCACAGGUAGUUAGGUGUAUUUUCUGUAGUCAAAACAACGUGCUUGCUUGCUGAGUUUCUGGCAGAUCUCAUUUUCUCUACAUGCCCCUCAGAAGCUGAGCAAAUACUGAUUCUUGCUCGCCUUCAUUUUACAUCAUAGCUGCUGGCUGCAGGAAGAUGAACAAAGGCACUAAAGCACGUGCACUGCAGUGCACUGCAUUGUUCUCUGCUCCUCUAUUUACAGUUGGUUUGGACAAGAAAAAAAUCUCCAUGCAAGCUCGUGGCCUCUGAUGGAUUCAGACCUCACAAUUUUUUAAUCAGCUCUGAAAGCAGAUUUCAGCACUUGCUAAAUUAGCUUUCUUGGGAUGGAGCAUUGUAAAUAGAGGAGUCAGCAGUUCUUCUCACACCCUGAGAGUUACGGGAGCUCAGCUGCUCCCAGUGCCUUGUAAUUCUCUGCCAGUGCAGCCAUGCAGGUGGACAAGGGAGAUCUUUGGAUGACUAAGCUCUUUUAAACGUAAAUCAGUUUAAACUUUGCUGUUACUUGGGUGCAGAGGGAAUACUCCAGCACAUCUGCUGCUCUGUUUCCCACAGGACACCACAGUUCUUUCUUUCAAGCGCUCUGCUGAAUGCAUAAGAAACAAGCGUGGCAUGAAAAGUUAUGGUAGGGAGGUUACUUCUAUGGUUGACUAGAUUUACUCUAAUUUAUUGUUAAAGGUUUUACUUUAGAAGUUCAAAGUGAGAGGGGGCAGCGCUGCAGCUGUUGGUACCAACGCUCUGACCCGCGGUGUCCUGAUUCUUCACAGGACUUUGUUCAGUAUCCAACCGAUCACAUGGCUUAAGAGCCAGCAAGCCAGAUAUUUAAAAUACGAUUAUUCUAUCCCAGAGAACUUUGUUAUAAAUACAGGGAACAGGAUUUUUUCUUUUCUUAAUGAAUACAUAGGAACCUUAGCACCUUAACAAAGUCAGAGUCUGAUAGAGCCAAACAAAACAGUAGUGUAGUUGCUUUCCUCGGGCCACAAUGUAAAAAUGUCUUUUAUGGCAGCAAAAUGAAGACAGUGGUGCCACAGUGGAGGCAGUCAUCAGGGCAAGGAGGAGCCCCAAUAAAGGCCACCACGUGGAUAACUUCCUGCUUUGCAUGUUAGCAUUUACAGUCCUGUCAUUUUACUUCAAGAUCUGUACUUCUGCAUCUCAGAGAACCUUCCUUGUGUUGAUGUGUCUGCAUGUGUUUCCCAGUCCCUGACUUCUAAUUGAUAGCAGAUCCGAAAUGAGGUCAGAGAGUUAACCCUCCUCACUCCCGGACAAGCCAGGGCCAGGCUGCCCUGGCACGUUUCUUAGUCUUACAAAUGAGAACAGGUAAAGGGAGGGAAAGGAAGAAAACUUCAUUGCAUUUCUCUAACUAGGAAGGUGGGGAUGUUUGCAGAGCUUUUAGUUGUUUUUCAGCCUCUCUUUCUCGCCUCAGGCCUUGUCCUUUGUUUCUGUAACUACUGCACUCCUGGCCCAAGGGCAGUCAGCAGGUCCAGAGGGAAGCAGAAGCCCUCUUAAGCUAAAACAUGCUUAAACCAGCAACAGAGUGAGGACUCAUGCACUUCUCUGUACUGAAAGCAGAAGGGAGUUACUGAGCCCCAGGUUGCUUUAAUUUUAUAUCUUCCACGGUUUCCAUGCUAGGUAAAGCCCCUUUCUCACUGAUCAUCAAUCACCCAGGCUGAAAGGGAAAGAGCAGGAUCUAGACAUUCUAGAGCCGUCCAGUGCAACCGAACUGUUGCGCUGUCCUGCCCCUGUUCUCUGUGAGCAAGCCAAGCAGAGUGCUGUUUGUUCUGUCAUAAAGCCUGGAAAUCCACGGCAGCUCCAGCCUCACGUCGUCCCAGCAGUUUGUUGAAUGUUUUGUGUUAACAAACCAAGUUAUUUUUGCCUUACAGGAAGCAACCAAAAAUCAGGAGAUGGAUAAAUAGUUGGCUAAGGAUCUCUGUAUGUACAGCUCAUGGAAAUAAAUUUGCAGUAGCAGCCAUACACCAGGUUUUGUUUUUUUUUUUUUUUUUUUUUUUGGUGUGUUGUUUUGGUCUUGUUUUUAAAAGUACUUUUCAUUUCAUCGCUUUCUGUAGAAUAUUGUAAUAAUUCUGCUGUAAAUACAAUAAAAAUCACAGUUUGCUGAGA